Messenger RNA from Nematocida homosporus, 879 nucleotides. RefSeq lists its product as uncharacterized. Gene Ontology annotation, molecular function: GTPase activator activity. The transcript has a single exon. NCBI's taxonomy places the organism in Eukaryota, Fungi, Microsporidia. The record is from RefSeq and is a predicted model, not a curated record. Gene Ontology annotation, biological process: COPI coating of Golgi vesicle. The coding region runs from base 1 to 879 and encodes 292 amino acids.
AUGCCAGAACUAAGUGAAGCUCAGCAACUCAAAAGCGUUGUAGAAAGCUCCCCUGAAAACAAAAGGUGCGUAGAUUGCAAUAUGGCCCGUCCCCAGUGGGCCUCCAUUACUUACGGCAUCUUUGUAUGUCUUAACUGUGCUGGAGUCCAUCGUUCUUUUGGUGUCAAAGUAAGUGUAGUUAAGAGUGUCGGCAUGGAUCUUUGGAAACCAGAAGAAGUAUCUGCUAUGGAUUUAGGAGGCAACAAACGAUUCUUAUCCUACUUAGCUCAGUACAACCUCGAACAAAUCCCUAAACAAGAACUUUACCACCACACUCGCAUUCAAGAGUACGCCCAAACCCUCUACCAACAACUUCUCAAAAAGCACCCCAAUCUCACUCAACCCUUCCACUCCCCAGACUUAUCCCAUACUCCUUCUUCUCCCACACUCUCCAAAGUCCCUUCACCUGCCGCCAUCCAAACUUCCCAUUCAUCCACACCUAAAUCUCGUUCUUCUAACUCCCAUUCAUCUAAAUCCUACUCUUCUAAACCUCUCUCCAACGAGUACACAUCCCGGUACUCCGAAACUUCUUCCUCCCCACUUAACCUUCUAGGCAACUUAGAAGGCAUCCAAGACAAUCUUUCCGGUAUGCUCAGUCGAGCCGCCGGGUACGUCUACACCGGAGCCCGCACUCUUUCCAGCCAAAUUUCCGAGAAGGUCAUUGUUCCCGCCUCAGCCGCUCUCCGGGAGAAGAGUUCCCAAUUCUCCGAGUACAUGAAGAAGCCCAAAGAGCCCGAGUCCAUCGAAUCCACUACCAACCGCCACCAACAAUCCAAACCCCGAUCCAAACCCACUCCCGAAACUCCCAAAAGGAAGCCCGUUUCCGAUAAGUGGGAUUAG